CUCUCGAACCGCAGGACAGAGAACUCUACAGCGUACUCCUUACUCCUUCACCCGGAGUCGUAGGACUCCGUAGUGUAGCAGACAGAAUUCGUCUUCCCCCCGCCUCUGCUUCUUUCAUUUCUAUUUCUCUCACCUGCUUUCAUUUGAUCCGAGGGAAUCCGAGAAGAACUUCGAGGCUGGGGAAGUGGAGAGCUCCGACGAAGAUGAUGAUGAAUGGCAGACAUGGCGGCGGAACUAUUGUAGCGGCUUCCGCGGUCGUCGGUGGCGUGGUAGCUGCUGUAGGCGGCGGGAAGAACAUUGAGGAAGAGCUCUCGCUUCCGAUCCUUCUCGCUGAGCGCGUGCGCAAGGCAGCGACCGAGGCCGAGUCCUUCAAGACGGAGUGUGCCGAGGUAGGGAAGCAAGUGGAUCAGCUCGCAACGAUGCUCCGCUCGGCCGUCCGCCGCGCCACGGCCUCUCCUUCUGUAUACGAUCGCCCUGUCCGCCGCAUCGUCGCCGAGGCCGCCAAAACCCUAGAGCGUGCUCUUGCCCUCGUUCGCCGCUGCAAACGCGCCGGCGUCCUCCGCCGUGUCGUCACCAUCACAACCGGUUCGACGGAUUUCCGCAAGAUUGUUCCCCUUCUUGACGCCUCCAUCGGUGACCUACGCUGGCUCCUCUCCGUCUACUCCGACGACGCCGCCGGUGGCGGCAUCGUCCUCAGCCUUCCGCCUAUUGCGAGCACUGACCCCAUCCUCUCCUGGGUCUGGAGCUACAUCGUCACCGUGCAGAUGGCCUCCUCAACUUCCGACCGCGUCGAGGCUGCCCACACCCUCGCCAAUCUUGCUCUAGACAACAAUCGCAACAAGAAGAUCAUCAUUGAGGAGGGUGGCGUGCCCCCGCUUCUUUCACUCCUCCGCGACGGGCCAUCUGUCGAUGCCCAGGUCGCCGCCGCCGCCGCCCUUUCCAACCUCGCUACCGACCCUGACCACGUUGCCCUCAUCAUCAAGGAGCUUGCCGUUCCCAUAAUCGUCCACGUCCUCUCAGAUUCUCCCAUGCGCCUCCAGACCCGCGUCGCUUCCCUAGUCUCCCGUAUGGCUUACCAUCUUCCGGUGAUCGCGCAGGAAGAAUUCGCCCGCGAGAACGCCGUUCGCCCUCUUGUCUCCCUCCUCUCCUUCGAAGUUCCUCUGGACGAGCCCAGACCCUCUGCGAGCAUCCACUCUCUCGUCCAGGGCAUGGCGAAUCUUCAGUAUCUGAAUUCUGCGGUCAUUGCUACCAGCGGUAGCGGCGGAAGUGGAAGCAGCCGAGGAAAAAAUUCCCGUGAUUACUACAAUCACAACCGCAAGGAGAGGGAGAGCGAGAGCUCCGAGGUGAAGCAAGCUUUAAAGAUUGCUUGUGCGGAAGCCCUGUGGAAGCUCUCCAGUGGAAGCGUCUCGAACAGCCGCAAGAUCACCGAAACAAAGGGCCUUCUUUGCCUCUCCAAACUCAUCGAGCGGGAAAGGGGUGAGCUUCAGCACAAUUGCCUCAUGACUGUCAUGGAAAUCGCUGUGGCUGCGGAGUCCGACGCUGACCUCCGCCGUUCUGCCUUCAAGACCAAAUAUCCCGCUGCGAAGUCUGUGGUCGAUCAGCUUCUGAAAGUUGCUCAGCAAGGAAGUAGCCCGGCACUUGAGAUUGCGGCCAUCAAGGCCAUUGGCUCGCUAGCAAGAGCUUUUUCAGCUAGUGAGACCCGGGUUUUGCAGCCCCUUGUUCUCCAGCUCGGGCACUGGAAUCCGGAUGUUGCUGCCGAGGCUGCGACUGCAUUGAGAAAGUUUUCCUGCCCCGAGAAUUACAACAGUGUUCACAAUUCGAAGGCAAUCAUUGAGUUUGCUGGCGUGCCACAAUUGAUGAGAUUGCUUCGCACAGGGGAGAAGACGCAGUUGCCUGGGCUUAUACUGCUCUGCUAUCUUGCUCUGCAUGCUGCGGGCAGUGAUGCUCUGGAGAGGGUAAAGGCUCUAGGUGCUCUAGAAUCCGUUUCACGAACUGCAAUUGCACAGCAUCCCAGCAUCAAGGAUCUACUACCUAAGGCAAUUUAUCAUCUUGAGUUGUAUCGUGUAGGUUCACAUAUUCAUAGGGAUCAAUAUCCGAUGUAAAUUCUUCUUCUGAUUAUUGAUUGCAUUUUGGCAUGUUACUUGGGCUUGUUGAGCUGGUCUAAUUUGUCCUGCCCUUUGGUUGAGAUUUCUUUUCAAUAAGUUUCAAAUCCGUGAUACUAAAAGGAGGGCAUGAAGUAGGGCAGUUUCAAUAAGACAGUACUGAGCAACAUCCAUUGAACAUGGGAUGCUUAGCGCUAGGUAGCUUACUUGAGUUAGGAUGCCGGUUUUGUUUACUGAAGUUAGACAAGCUCAUGCUGCCAUAUGCUGUUCCUAUCCUUGCAGCUAAAAAAGUCCCAUUAGUUUGUACAGUAAAGCAACUUUGCUCUUUAAAAUUAUUAUUGAGAGUUUGAUUUUUAUA
Messenger RNA from Dendrobium catenatum, 2460 nucleotides. RefSeq lists its product as uncharacterized. Gene Ontology annotation, biological process: cell surface receptor signaling pathway. The record is from RefSeq and is a predicted model, not a curated record. NCBI's taxonomy places the organism in Eukaryota, Viridiplantae, Streptophyta, Magnoliopsida, Asparagales, Orchidaceae. The coding region runs from base 204 to 2102 and encodes 632 amino acids. Gene Ontology annotation, molecular function: protein binding. The transcript has a single exon.